Molecule: messenger RNA, 451 nt
Organism: Gekko japonicus
Lineage: Eukaryota; Metazoa; Chordata; Lepidosauria; Squamata; Gekkonidae
Product: putative inactive phenolphthiocerol synthesis polyketide synthase type I Pks1
Exons: 1
Biological process (GO): fatty acid biosynthetic process
Molecular function (GO): fatty acid synthase activity
Source: RefSeq, a predicted model, not a curated record
AGAUGUAUUCCUUCACAUUUUAAAUGUACCAGCUGCGUAUCACAGCCGCAUGAUGGAUCCAGUACUGCAAGAGAUAGCAGGAAGCCUUUCUGAGUUAGCGAAACAGAAGCCUGAACUAGAGCUGAUCUCGACAGUGACUGGGAGGGCUGCCUCAGGAGAUGACAUUGUGUCGGGCAGCUACUGGGCCAGACAGGUCCGAGAUCCUGUCGUGUUUUCCCAGGCCAUUGUGACCUCCAUGAAAGAUAAGCCCAACGUUGUGUUCGUUGAAAUGGGUCCCCACAGAGCCCUGCAGAGGAACAUUAUUGAAACAUUAGGAAAGCAAACUAAAGUCUUUCCUUCCUUGCAAACUGGCAGAGAGUAUGAGGCACUUCUUGCACUCGUGAAAGGCCUGUUUGAACUGGGGUUCAAUCCAGAUUGGCCACAUCUCUAUGAUGGAUAUCAAAGUGUGCCA